Molecule: messenger RNA, 4013 nt
Organism: Bemisia tabaci
Lineage: Eukaryota; Metazoa; Arthropoda; Insecta; Hemiptera; Aleyrodidae
Product: ATP-dependent RNA helicase pea
Biological process (GO): mRNA splicing, via spliceosome; spliceosomal complex disassembly
Cellular component (GO): intracellular anatomical structure; catalytic step 2 spliceosome
Molecular function (GO): RNA helicase activity; ATP binding; RNA binding
Source: RefSeq, a predicted model, not a curated record
UGUUUGUGUUUCCUCUUUUUCCUUUUCCGUUCUUACGUUCAGUCACGUUCAACACAAUUAUGAUUUGGAUUUCUAUCAAGAUGUAAUUUAAUUUUAAUGCGGUGAAGUUACUUAGUCAUAAUCACGUGGAUAAUGCUUAUUUUUCGUAGUUAUAAGUUUUAAAGGACAGCUUUGUCAAAGACUUCAACAUGGAUGAAGUAAGAAAACUCGAGCAUCUAUCACUGGUUUCGAAGAUAUGUUCAGAGUUGGAAAAUCAUUUUGGACUAAACGACAAGGACCUCGCUGAAUUUAUCAUUGAUUUAGCGGACAAAAAUUCAGAUUUAAAGUCAUUCAAGGCAGCACUUGAAGAAAAUGGAGCUGAAUUUCAAGACUCUUUUGUGGAAAAUUUGCUGCGGAUUAUCCACACCAUGCGGCCGAAAUCAGAGGAGAAAUCGAAAUCCAUCCGAAAUGAUGAUGCCCUCUCAAAAAAAUUCCCCGGUUUGGCAAUCAAAAAUGAUGUGAAGAGAAAAGAUGUGAGUGAAAUUGAUGAUGCAAUGGCUGCUCUUGAAGCUUUGGCACCAUCCUUUGGAACCCAAACUGUGAAGGAUGAAAAACCAGACAAGAAAAGAAGUGGUAGAAGCCGAAGUAGGGAUCGUAAAGAUAAAAGUAAAGAUAAGAAUCGACGAAGUAGGAGCAGAGACAGAAGUAGAAGGAGCACAAGUCGAGAUCGUAGGGAUAAAAGAAAAAGGAGUAGAAGCAGAAGUAGAGAUCGUCAUAGAGAUAGGCGGCGGAGUAGAAGCCGUGAUCGCACCAAUAGACGAAGUAGGAGUCGUGACCGUAAAAACCGAAGAAGUAGAAGUAAAGAGCGCAGCAGAGAUCAUCGAGACAGAAGAAGAAGCAGAAGUAGAAGCAGAAGUAAGGAUCGCAAGAGAGAUGUCAGGGAAAAAAAGAGGAGUAGAAGCAAGAGCAAAGACCGUAAACAUAGAGAACAUUUCAGGAACGAAAGUCCAACUAGAGAAGUUAAACCUGUUACUCGUCUAGUUGAAAAAGAGGAGACAGCACUGCGGAAUCCGGAUAGGCCAACAACACUAUUAGACUUGCAGAAUAGCUAUGAAGCUGAGGAAGAUAACAGUCGUCAGCGUGUUGCUCGGAUCUCAUCCCCAGAAAAGUGGGAGUACAAACAGAUGCUAGCAGCUGCAUGUAUUGAUAAGAGUGAACUACCAGAUUUUGAUGAAGACACUGGUUUACUUCCAAAAGAAGCAUCAGAAGAUGAGGACAUCGAGAUCGAGAUGGUGGAAGAGGAGCCUCCAUUCCUGCAAGGCCAUGGUCGCAACCUGCAUGACUUGAGUCCUGUAAGGAUUGUCAAAAACCCGGACGGGUCCCUUGCACAGGCUGCCAUGAUGCAGUCAGCAUUAUCAAAAGAGCGUCGUGAGCAGAAGAUGCUUCAGCGUGAGCAAGAAACUAGUGCCCAACCAACCGGACAAAAUAAAAAUUGGAUCGAUCCUCUUCCUGAAACAGACAAAAAUCCCAACACAAGCAGCAUGCGUGGAAUUGGGCUCAGUACACAAGACUUGCCAGAGUGGAAAAAACAUAUCAUAGGUGGCAAAAAAAGCUCUUUUGGCAUGAAAACCAACUUAUCUCUCCUUGAACAGAGGCAAAGUCUACCCAUCUACAAACUCAAAGAUGAGUUGAUUAAGGCUGUUAAUGACAAUCAGAUUCUAAUUGUUAUUGGUGAAACAGGGUCUGGGAAGACAACCCAAAUCACGCAGUACCUUGCUGAGGCUGGUUUUACUGCACGAGGGAAAAUUGGAUGUACUCAACCGAGAAGAGUUGCUGCUAUGUCAGUUGCCAAACGAGUUGCUGAAGAGUUCGGUUGUCGGCUUGGGCAGGAAGUUGGUUACACGAUUCGGUUUGAAGACUGCACAAGCCCUGAAACUGUCAUUAAGUAUAUGACUGAUGGUAUGUUACUUCGAGAAUGUCUAGUUGAUUUAGACUUGAAAAGUUAUUCAAUAAUCAUGUUAGAUGAAGCCCAUGAGAGGACAAUACACACUGAUGUUCUUUUUGGACUCCUCAAACAAGCUGUGAAAAAACGCUCGGAGUUGAAGCUCAUUGUUACAUCCGCAACACUCGAUGCAGUUAAGUUUUCAUCGUACUUUUUUGAAGCCCCUAUUUUCACUAUUCCUGGGCGCACAUUCCCAGUAGAAGUCCUGUACACCAAGGAACCAGAAACAGACUAUCUAGAUGCGUCAUUAAUAACAGUCAUGCAAAUACACUUACGAGAGCCACCGGGUGAUAUUCUCCUGUUUUUGACAGGACAAGAGGAAAUUGACUCAGCUUGUGAAAUACUUUAUGAGCGAAUGAAGUCAUUGGGUCCUGAUGUACCUGAGCUAAUUAUCUUACCUGUCUAUUCUGCUCUUCCAAGUGAAAUGCAGACAAGAAUCUUUGAAGCAGCUCCACCAGGAUCAAGGAAAGUUGUCAUCGCAACCAAUAUUGCUGAAACCUCAUUAACAAUUGAUGGAAUAUUUUAUGUAGUAGAUCCUGGCUUUGUCAAACAAAAGGUAUACAAUUCAAAAACUGGAAUGGACUCGUUAGUCGUAACUCCUAUUUCUCAAGCCCAAGCAAAGCAGCGUGCUGGCCGUGCAGGACGAACUGGCCCUGGAAAGUGCUAUCGUCUGUACACAGAGCGAGCAUACCGUGAUGAGAUGCUCCCUACUCCUGUGCCAGAAAUCCAGCGCACAAAUCUUGCAACUACAGUCCUCCAGCUGAAAACAAUGGGAAUCAAUGAUCUGCUACACUUUGACUUCAUGGAUGCGCCACCAGUUGAAAGUUUGAUCAUGGCAUUGGAACAGCUGCAUUCAUUGAGUGCAUUAGAUGAUGAGGGAUUGUUAACACGGCUUGGACGGCGUAUGGCUGAGUUUCCAUUGGAGCCCAAUUUGUCCAAGAUGCUAAUCAUGUCAGUUCAUCUGCAGUGCUCAGAUGAAAUCCUCACGGUUGUCUCCAUGUUAUCUAUUCAGAACGUAUUUUACAGGCCUAAAGACAAGCAAGCUUUGGCUGACCAGAAAAAAGCUAAGUUCAAUCAACAAGAGGGUGAUCAUUUAACUCUUUUAUCAGUCUACAAUUCAUGGCGGAAUAACAAAUUUAGCAAUGCAUGGUGUUAUGAAAACUUUGUGCAAAUUCGGACUCUGAAGAGGGCACAAGAUGUCCGCAAACAGUUGCUUGGAAUCAUGGACCGACACAAGUUGGAUGUUGUCUCAGCUGGGAAGAAUACUGUCAGAGUCCAGAAAGCCGUGUGUUCUGGCUUUUACCGCAAUGCAGCAAAAAAAGAUCCGCAAGAAGGAUACCGGACACUAGUUGACAGCCAAGUAGUCUACAUCCACCCUAGCAGUGCUCUAUUUAAUCGGCAACCAGAAUGGGUAAUCUACCAUGAGCUGGUUCAAACAACAAAGGAAUACAUGCGUGAAGUUACGACUAUUGAUCCAAAGUGGCUGGUGGAAUUUGCGCCAGCAUUCUUCAGGUUUUCUGACCCAACUAAACUUAGCAAGUUCAAAAAGAAUCAACGUUUGGAGCCUUUAUACAACAAGUAUGAGGAACCUAAUGCAUGGAGGAUAUCCAGAGUUCGCAGGCGUCGUAAUUAAUCACCAGAGAGGCUCAAAAAUGACUCUAACCUGCUUUUAUUCAGUUGCUUUUAUCUUGGCGUAGCACCUUUCAGCAUGAGAGUAAUAAUAUACUGAAGACCUAGAAGAUAAACUGUUUUAAAAAAAAUCAUUGCUAAUUUACUUUUUUACAACGACAAGCAGUCUUGACGGUGGUCUGGAUUACAGUCUCUAUUUGUGAUUAUAUUGAGCUACGCAUUGCUCAAACUUACUUCUUUUUUUGUCCAAGGUGAAACACUAAUUUCUGAUGAAGCAUCAAAUUUUUUCCUGUGGAAAGUAAAGUACAUACUUUUUUGUUUGCCCGUUACAAUUUUUCCUUGUAAAAAGUGCUAAAUAGUGUAAAACGAUGUAAAUCUGUUAAUAAAUCUUUAAAAUUGAAUC